This is a messenger RNA of Ailuropoda melanoleuca (giant panda), 1123 nucleotides long. Its product is annotated as nucleolin-like. The record is from RefSeq and is a predicted model, not a curated record. NCBI's taxonomy places the organism in Eukaryota, Metazoa, Chordata, Mammalia, Carnivora, Ursidae. The annotation marks the transcript as partial. The transcript has a single exon. Gene Ontology annotation, molecular function: RNA binding.
AUGGUGAAACUAGCGAAGGGAGCUAAAGUUGCAGGCAAACCGAAAAAAGCUGCCCCACCUCCCCCAAAGGAUGUUGAGGAUAGCGAGGAAGAGGACUCUGAAGACGACGAAGACGAAAGUGAGGAGGAAGAGGAGGUCCCACAAAAGAAAACCGUGACUCCAGCCAAAGCCUCCAAUACACCUGGCAAAAAGGCAGCUACGCCAGCAAAGAAAGCUGCCACGCCUGCAAAACCUGUGAUUACACCGGCGAAGAAGGCUGCAGCGGCUAAGAAUGGCAAGAAGGCCCAAAAUGAGGACAGUGAGGAGGAGGAUGACGACGAGGAGGAGGAUGAUGAUGAUGAAGAAUCCGAAUCUGAGGAGGAGACUCCACCUGCCAAGAAACCCACACCGAAGAAACCGGUAGAAAAACCAUCUGCAAAGAAAAAGGCAGCCAAAAAAGAGGAAUCGGAGGAGGAGGAAGAGGAUGAAGACGACGAUGACGAAUCUGAUGAGGCCAUGGAUACCACCCCACCUCCAACAAAAGCCAAGGCUGCUGUAACUGCAAAAGUCGCUGUAAAGGCUGAAUCUUCAGAGGAAGAGGAGGAGGAUGACGACGACGACGAUGAUGAUGAUGAUGAUGAUGACGAGGAUGACGAUGACGAGAAGGAGACCGUGAAAGAGUCCGGUAAACGAAAGAAAGAAGUUCCCAAGAAGAAGGAUGUGCCUGAGGCAAAGAAGGCAAAAACCGAAGCAACUGAAACAGGUUUCUCGCUGUACCUGGGCAAUCUGAACCAUGAAAAGGAUUUUGAUGAGCUAAAGGAUGCCAUCCGGCAGUUUUUCUCCAAAAAGAGCUUGACUGUUGCUGAUGUUCGCCUAGGUGGAACUAAGAAAUUUGGUUAUGUCGAUUUCUCCAGCGAGGAAGAUUUGGAGAAGGCUGUUGGACUGAAUGGAAAAAAAAUUCUGGGAUUUGAGGCAAAGAUGGAGAAGGCCCGAUCGAAGGAGAGUACUAUAGAAAGCAAGAAAGAAAAGAAUUCCCGAACGUUGUUUGUCAAGAACCUGCCAUACUCCACCUCAGCGGAAGAUUUGCAAGACGUUUUUGACAACGCGAUUGACAUAAGGCUUCCUCUAGGCAAUGACGGUGGCA